Ostertagia ostertagi is the source of this 573-nucleotide messenger RNA. Lineage: Eukaryota; Metazoa; Nematoda; Chromadorea; Rhabditida; Trichostrongylidae. The record is from the annotation of a GenBank genome assembly.
AUGGUUAACAACGAAUUUUUGGAAACGUUGCCUAUAUUCACUAUCGAGGAUGCCAGUGGCCUCGAACUUAACAUUCGUGGAAAUCCUAGAAUGAAUACUAAUCAGUUAAGAGAAGAGUGCCAAAAAAAGGGAUGCUCGAAAAAUGCUCUGGCAAACAUUCAAGAGUCCUUCACUUGUCCACUGGAGAGGCCAAUACGAAGAGUGUGCAAAGUCGUUUCGAGCAACAUCGAUCUCACAGAGUAUGAAAGCGCUCUGGAUCAAAUAGAAGUGGUAGUGGGAGCACUGUCGCUUGUAGGAAGCAACGUCACCAGUUUUCCAAAAAUGAAAAAUCUUCUUCUCCUGAAGCAGCCACAGAGAGGACCAGUACUCGUCAUUGAAGAUAAUCCAAACUUGAAUUCUUUGAAUGCAUUAUACAAGCUUGAAAUACAACUCCGCAAAGGUGAAAGCCCUGAUGAUGCAAUAAAUAUUGGAAAUAAUCCGAAGCUUUGCGUCGACGAGGAUGCGUCGACAGUGCCAUUCGUCAUCAAAUACUUAUCGAAGGUGCCCAUAUGUGAGUUACAUCAUCAACCAUAA